This is a messenger RNA of Suncus etruscus (white-toothed pygmy shrew), 1023 nucleotides long. RefSeq names its product 2-acylglycerol O-acyltransferase 3-like. The transcript has 7 exons. The record is from RefSeq and is a predicted model, not a curated record. Gene Ontology annotation, molecular function: diacylglycerol O-acyltransferase activity. Gene Ontology annotation, cellular component: endoplasmic reticulum membrane. Gene Ontology annotation, biological process: triglyceride biosynthetic process. Lineage: Eukaryota; Metazoa; Chordata; Mammalia; Eulipotyphla; Soricidae. The coding region runs from base 1 to 1023 and encodes 340 amino acids.
AUGGAAGACGCCAAGGCCCCCUUCGCCUCCUCCCCGAAAACCUCCUGGAAGCGGUGUUUGAACAUUUUGGGUGCCUACCAGUAUGUGAUAACCUUCCUCUUCAUGGGACCAUUCUUCACUUUCCUCACCAUCUUCCUCCUCUUCACACCACUCUGGUCGCUGUCUGUGCUCUAUGGGGUCUGGCUGAUCAUUGACUGGGACACACCCCAGCGAGGUGGCCGGAGCUUCAAAUGGAUUAGGAAAUGUGUCAUUUGGAACUACAUGAGGGAUUAUUACCCCGUCAAGCUGAUCAAGACAGCCGAGCUGCCUCCUGACCGGAACUAUGUGCUGGGCGCUCAUCCUCAUGGCAUCAUGUGCAUGGGACCCGGCUGCAACUUCGCCAUUGGGGGCACAAACACCUUUGAGAUCUUCCCGGGGUUGCGUUUGAAUGUAGGUACCCUGGUCAACCUCUUCAACCUGCCAGUCUAUCGAGAUUACAUCAUGGCCCUAGGCCUGUGCCCCGUGAGCCGCCAGAGCCUGGAUUACCUGCUGUCAAGUCGCCCCUCGGGGCAGGCCGUGAUCAUCAUGGUGGGGGGCGCCCAGGAGGCAUUGAACGCCAUCCCUGGGGUGCACCGUCUGACCCUGCGCAACCGCAAAGGCUUUGUGCGCCUGGCACUGAGGCAUGGGGCCUCCCUGGUGCCUGUGUACUCGUUCGGGGAGAACGAUAUCUUCAGGGUCAAGAGCUUCGAGGAGGGCACCUGGCAGUAUGUAGUGCAGGUCACCUUCAAGAAGAUUGCAGGCUUCUCCCCAUGCAUCUUCUGGGGGCGCAGCCUCUUCUCCCAGAAUUUUUGGGGCCUGCUGCCCCUGCCCAAGCCCAUCACCACUGUGGUGGGCCGCCCUAUCCCGGUCCCCCAAGUGUUCCAGCCCUCCGAGGACCAGGUGAACCACUACCACCAGCUCUACAUGCAGGAGCUGCAGCAGCUGUUUGAGGGGCACAAGGCCAGAUGUGGGGUGCCUGCCUCUGUACAUCUCACCUUAGUCUAG